AAAAAACAAAAAGGAGUGGGGUUUUUUUUCCCGGAACUAUCAGCCGCACCCAUUUUUUUUUCUUUCCUUGGAUUUUGUGAAGUCAGCCGCAGAUCAAUUCUAUUCAUUUGAAGCACAUCAGAUUAGUCGCACCAGGUUUUCUUUCAUUUUAGUUACAAGCAACCGCAGGGAAGGAAUUCUUUCUGUUCGUUUCUGGAAUUAGCCGCAACAAGUACUUCUUUUCUUCUCUAGUAGAAUAGCCGCAGCAGCAAGAAAUGCAUCAGCUUCACUUUUCUCUAAUUUCUUCCAAUUCAAUUUAGCUUUUGAACAAGAAUUGUAAGUGUUAGCCGUUUUUACAUUACUAUCUCUUAAUUUUGAAUUGAACUUCGAAUUUAUUUAUCUCCAACAUAUAAUUUCAGUUUUUUUCCACCAUUAAAUAGUCAUAUUCCAGUUUUUUGCUAGCUCCGUAUCAUGUGUAUCAAUAUUAGUGUGAUGUUAAUUUUAAUUAUGAGUAGCUAAUUCCAUAUAGGGUUUGAAUUGGGGCUAGGGUUCAUGGGCUCUUGAGGGUGUGAAUUUAGUUUUUGAAAUUCAAUGAAUUUUCUGGAAAAUUGUAUAAGAUUACUUUUAAUUGUCUAUAUGAAUUUGAUCGCGCUCAUAUAUGAAUGUUUGGAUUUAAUUCAAUUCUUGUCUAUGGAAUUUGCGUUAAAUUAGCUUGGAUCUUAUACAAGCAAUCUGAUCUUAGAAAUAAGUUAAGAUUGUGAUAAUUUGAUUUAAUUCUUGUCUAGGAGAAUUUAUUUCAUUUUCUUUCCAGGAAUAAUUAAAAAUUAAUUUACUUAAUUCUCAUCUCAAAAGAACACCCAGAAUCCGAACUAUCCAAUUUGAACCCUGUUUUAAUAUCUAGAAUCAGUUUACUUUCUUUACUCUAUAUUUUUUUGCACUCGCUGUUAGUUAGUUUUUUUUAAUCACCCGAAAACAAUUUAUACGGAAAGAUUACCAUGACUUGUGCUAGCCUGUGAUCACGGACUGUAUUUAAAACUUCCUUUUUGUCACUCCUUGAGAGACGAUACUCGUGGUCUGGUUAUUCUACGGAUUAACCAACUACGUUUUACUCACUAAAAAAAUUUCUCCGAUCAAAUGGCGCCGUUGUCGGGGAGUGGCACGGUUGUUUGUUAAGUACUUUCUGUGGAAUAGGUAAAAGUAAGUCGGUGAGACUUUCUAUUUCUUUUCUGUUAUUUGUCUUUGUUUUUGGUGUUCUUUGCACGUGAACUAAGCUGCAGGAACCAGUGCAUGCACACUCGCUCCUUGGGGGAACAAGAUUUAAUUGCAGGUUAUUCGGAUCCUGAACGCUUAUUCCGAGGAAGAGCUAAAAGGCGGUUGCAAGAAGACUUGAACAAAAUGGCCGAUGAGACAACUCUGGAGAAGUUGACGCCUAACUAUGUGGCGAGAAAUAGCAUUGAUGCACCCACCAUUGAGGCCAACAAUUUUGAAAUCAAGCCGGCCAUGAUGCAGAUGCUUGCUAAUAAUCCAUUCUGCGGAUACACCCAUGAAGAUCCAAUGGAGCAUAUUGAGAGCUUUAUUCAGACAUGUGCCACAUUCAAAUACAAUGGGGUAUCCAGCGAGGCAGUGAGGUUGACCUUAUUUCCAUUCUCGUUGAGAGACAAGGCAUCGCGGUGGCUCCGUAGCUUUCCAAACGGGCAUUUUGAUACAUGGGAGAAGCUUCAUCAGGCAUUUAUGCAGGAGUACUUUCCUCCCUCUGCCGCUAUCAAAGUUCAGACAGAAAUUCUCAACUUCACUCAAGCUCCGACCGAGACUUUCAGUGAAGCAUGGGAUAGGCUGAAGACGCUGAGAAGGAAGUGUCCAGAAACAUUCAUUAAUUCAGCAACAAUUAAGUGCAGAUUUUAUAAUGGUCUUCGGCUGGAGUAUAUGAGAGAACUAGACCGGGCAUCUCAGGGGGGUAUGUUUCUAAAAUUGUCCCCACAGGAAGAAGAGCAGAUAAUAGAGAAUUUGGCUUCAAAUGAUAAAUAUUGGUACGCGGGUAAGGAGAGAGCUCAAAAUCCACCUGGUCUGCUCAAUUUAGAUUCCAUCACUGCACUCACAUCGAAGAUCGAGGGACUGGCAGUGGAUGUCAAAGACUUGAAGGCACAGACCUCUCAGCAGCAACAUGUUCACAAUAUUGGGACAUAUCAGCCCUCUUAUCCUAUGAAUUCUACCCCACUUCCAGUUCGAGCAAGUUAUCCAAGUCCAACUGGCCAAGAACUAGCUUUAUCUUGCGAAAUGUGCAUGGGAGCUCACCUCACUCACACCUUCCCUCUUUAUGUUCAUAAUCAGGCAGCUCCAGUGGUCCGUGAUGUGAAUUUCAUGGAAUACGGUCAAGGCCAGAGAGCUGGUGGGCAGUUUUUCAACAAUCAAGUUCAGAGAGGAAACUUUGAGCAAGGAGGAGGCUCGUGGAGAUCUGAAAAUCAGAAUCAGGGGCAGCGGAAUGCUCCCAAUUACCAAACAAAUUUCCAGAAUAGAGGCAAUUCAAAUCAGCCCGCUUAUGUCCCGCCUCACCAAAGACAGCUUGAACCACCUCCGAUAAAUGCAGCGCUAGAGAAAACAAUGGCUGAAUUAGCCAAAAAUCAAGCGGAGAUGCACCAGCGUUUCAGCAAUCUAGAAGCUCUUAUCCGCCAGCUUGGUUCAGUUGCUCCUAGAGAACCGGGCAGCCUUCCGAGUUAAAAAGAACCCAAUCCAAGGGAGCAAGUGCAGGCCGUUACACUACGCAGCGGGAAGACCCUUACAGAAGUUAAUACUCCACCAUUGCCUCAACAAAAUGAUGACCAGCGGCAUCAAGACCCGAAAUCCCAGGAGGUUGAAGAAGAACCAGUGGCUGUCCCUAUUCCUUCCAAGAGUAAUGAAGCUCAGAAAGAAGAUUCUCUGAAGAAAGAGAAGAGUAAGAUGACUCCACCUCUCCCGUUCCCUACACGGGUGAAGAGAAGCAGUGAUAACACGAACCUGAUUAGAUUAAUGGAGCAUCUGAAGCAGCUUCAUAUUAAUGUCCCAUUCAUAGAAGCUUUGACGGAGAUGCCGAGAUACGCAAAAUUUCUGAAGGAUCUCCUCACGAAAAAGAGGAGGUGGGAAGAGCCGGAAGCGGUGGAUCUUAAUGCGGAAUGUUCAGCAGUUUUUCUGAAGACUAUGCCUCUGAAGCUAGAAGACCAAGGGAGUUUUACUGUACCUUGUUCUAUUGAAAAUUUUAUGUUUAAUAAUGCUUUAGCUGAUUUAGGAGCUAGCAUCAACCUGAUGCCUUCCUCUGUGGUCAUGAAACUUGGCUUGGGUGAACUAAAGCCCACUCAUAUGAGCCUUCAGCUAGCGGACCGAUCAGUGAAAUACCCGAAAGGAAUUCUAGAGGAUGUAUUAGUACGAGUGGACAAGUUCAUAUUCCUUGUCGAUUUUGUGGUCAUGGACAUGGAGGAAGAUCGUGAGACUCCACUUGUUUUAGGGAGGCCCUUCUGGCUACUGCUAGGGCCCUUGUCAAUGUUGCUGUUGGUUCACUUUCUCUGAGAGUUGGGGACGAUGUGUGCACUUUUAAACUCUCAGAGGUGAUGAGUAAGGCCUCAGACCCUGCUGAAUCAUGCCAUUAUCUUGAUAUGUUUGAGUCAGUGGAGGGGUAUUUAUUUGAAGGCGAUAGUGAUAUUACCCCACCUGUUAGUAACAUUCAUUACGUGGGGGAUAUGGUGGCUGAAAAUGAAGAAGAAAUGACUCUUGAUUGCGAGCAGGUGAUUAGGAAUGAUGAUUUCCCUACGUUGCUUACUGAGUUUGAGGAGCAGCCCACCGAUAAGGUUACUCCUGAACUCAAACCGCUCCCUAGUCACCUGGAGUAUGCAUUUUUAGACACACAGGGCCAACACCAUGUCAUUAUUUCAGCCCAGUUAGAGUCGGGACAGAAGGAAAAAUUGAUGGAUGUCCUUAGGUGUCACAAGCAUGUCAUUGCGCGUAAGCUUGAGGAUCUUCGUGGGAUUAGCCCAACCUUCUAUACCCACAAAAUCAAGUGUGAGGAGGGGUAUAAACCAGUCGUGCAACCGCAACGACGUUUAAACCCCCAAGAUGAUGGAAAUGGAAAGGCAGAAGUCCUGAGGCUUUUGGAUGUGGGUAUAAUUUACUCAAUUUCAGAUAGCCAAUGGGUUAGCCCUACUCACGUGGUCCCCAAGAAGGGGGGUAUGACGGUGAUUCAGAAUGAGAAGGGGGAACUCCUACCAAGUAGGACGGUGACCGGGUGGUGGAUGGUCGUCGAUUACCGUAAACUAAAUGAAGCCACUCGAAAGGAUCAUUUUCCCUUACCUUUUAUUGAUCAGUUGAUUGAGAGUUUGGCAGGGCAUGUUUAUUAUUGUUUCCUUGACGGGAUGAGCGGGUACUUUCAAAUACACGUUGAUCCCGUUGACCAGGAAAAGACCACUUUUACUUGCCCAUUUGGGACAUUUGCAUUUCGUAGGAUGUCUUUUGGUCUAUGCAAUGCCCCUGCCACAUUUAUGCGUUGCAUGAUUGCUAUCUUUGAGAAGUUUAUUGGUGAUUUUAUGGAGGUCUUUAUGGAUGACUUCUCUAUUUUUGGGGAGUCAUUUGAUGAAUGCCUCCAUAAUUUAGAGAAAGUGUUGAUUAGGUGUGAGGAGACCCACUUAGCCUUGAGUUGGGAAAAGUGUCACUUCAUGGUCAAGGAGGGUAUUGUGCUAGGUCAUAAGGUGUCAUCUAAGGGUAUUGAGGUUGACAAGGCGAAAAUCGAGGCCAUUGAGAAACUCCCGCCUCCAACGACCGUAAAGGUUGUCCGUAGUUUUCUUGGGCAUGCCGGCUUCUACCGUCGCUUUAUUCAGGAUUUCUCAAAAAAUAGCCAAACCUCUCACCCGUUUGCUUGAGAAAGAUGCUGAUUUUUUGUUUGAUGAUGAAUGUUUGCUUGCUUUUAAGUGUUUGAAACUUAAGUUGAUGGAAGCUCCAGUUUUAGUUGCUCCAGAUUGGGAAAUCCCUUUUGAGCUAAUGUGCGAUGCUAGCGAUCAGGUGGUCGGGGCCAUUCUUGGCCAACGGAAGGAUAAUCACUUCCGCCCCAUCUAUUACGCUAGCAAAACCUUAGCGGGACCCCAAUUGAAUUAUACCACUACAGAGAAAGAGCUUCUAGCUAUCGUGUAUGCUUUGGAGAAGUUUAUGUCGUAUAUUAUUUUAUCUGAAGUAAUUAUCUACACCAAUCAUUCAGCGUUGAGAUAUUUAUUUCAGAAGCACGACUCUAAACCUAGACUUCUCCGUUGGAUUUUGUUGUUGCAGGAAUUUAACAUAGAGAUUAGGGACCGGAGGGGUUCCACCAAUCAAGCAGCUGAUCAUUUAUCACGAUUAGAUGUUGACUUGGUAGACUCUUUCGGUAAUGAUGUUAUUGAAGAACUUUUUCCUGAUGAACGUCUUUUGCAGGUUGAGAUUGGAUCUGAGGUACCCUGGUAUGCAGACAUAGCUAACUACUUAGUAGGCAAUGUUGAGCCAACCGGGCUAUCUCGACACAUGUCAAAAAAGUUUCUGUCUGAUGCUAAGUAUUAUUUCUGGGAUGAUCCUUAUUUGUUCAGGAUUUGUGCUGACCAAGUUGUACGAAGGUGUAUUCCUGAGGGUGAAAUGAAUGAGAUUCUUUACCAUUGUCAUGCUGGCCCCACUGGGGGCAUUUUUCUGGUAAUAGGACAGCAAGAAGAGUGUUAGAGUGUGGGUAUUACUGGCCCACAUUGUUCAAAGACGCAAAUUCUUAUGUUGCCUCAUGCGAUAAGUGUCAAAGGGUAGGAAAUAUUUCUAAACGAUAUGAGAUGUCCCAGACAUAUCUAUUGCCUUGUGAAGUUUUUGAUGUCUGGGGGAUUGAUUUUGUAGGCCCAUUCCCUAGCUCAAGAGGCAAUAAAUUUAUUUUAGUCGCUAUUGAUUAUGUGUCGAAGUGGGUAGAGGCUAUUGCGAGUUCUACUAAUGAUGCUAGAGUGGUUGUGCGUUUUGUAAAAAAAUUGUUUUCUAGGUUUAGAGUCCCCAAAGUUUUGAUUAGUGAUCGAGGAAGCCAUUUUCGUAAUGAUCCGCUAGCUCGUGUUUUGUCUAAAUAUGGGGUUCAACAUCGGCAAGGAGUAGCCUAUCACCCCCAAACUCAGGGGCAAGUAGAGAAUGCAAAUCGGGAUCUUAAGGCUAUCCUAGAAAAAACUGUAGCGCAAACUCGUAAGGAUUGGUCAGAAAAAUUAGAUGACGCGUUAUGGGCUUUUAGGACAGCUUAUAAGACUCCGAUUGGUACUACUCCUUUUCGAUUAGUUUAUGGGAAGUCUUGUCAUUUACCUGUGGAGGUAGAGCAUUUGGCACUCUGGGCUUUAAGAACUGUUUGUCUUGAUUCAUCUAGUGCAGGUAAGGAGCGGUUCUUUCAGGUGAAUGAAUUGGAUGAGUGGAGGGCUCAGGCCUUUCAUAAUUCAUACUUAUACAAAGAGAGAGUAAAGUAAGCUCAUGACAAGCACAUUAAGGCAGACCUCCAGUUUGCAGAGGGGGAGAAGGUGUUGUUGUAUAAUUCAAGGUUGAGACUUUUUCCUGGGAAGCUGAAGUCCCGAUGGACGGGACCAUACACUGUACGUCGAGUUUAUCCCUAUGGAAGCGUGGAGAUUGAGCAUAAUGACGACCGGGUUGUCAAGGUCAAUGGCAACCAACUCAAGCACUAUUUUGGGGGAAUGUUUGAAAAGCAGGAGGUUUUAAGCCUCGAACCCGUCUUUGAAUGAGAUUUUAUCGUCAAGCUAGUGACGUUAAAGAAGCGCUUCUGGGAGGCAACCCACCAAAAAAAAUAGGAGUUUAGUAUCUCUUGUUUAUGCAUUUUUUGUCUUUGUUUUUGUGUUUUCAUCUCGGAGUUGUGCGGUUGGAUUUCUUUGCCUUGAAUUGUAGGUGUGGCAUGGGAGUUCAUGAAUUGAUUUUGGAAAAAUUGCAGCCCCAUGUAAAUGGGGUUAUUCAGAGCUACACGCUGCAAUUUACUUCACAGCAGGCAAGAUAGUGAUAUUUGAACUGGGAUUCAACUUCAGACACUUGUAGGGACAAUGAUUUGAGAGAUACGCGUGCUGGAGGAACAGGGUCUCUGGACAGAGACUUGAAUCAUCACAGUGUCGAAGAGAGGAUGCAACAACCAGCACAAUCAUCAGGGUGGCGCCUGGAUUUCUAUGACUCGGCGUAUGAGCGAACAGAUGAGUUCCAGCACCUACUUUCCCAACUAAUUUGGGCUAAAAGCCUUCUGGGAAUGUCAUUCUACACACGAUUCAGAGUUUGAUGCUCAUAGGAGUUCUAACAGACAGUAAAUCAGGCUGCCUUAACGUGUUUCUUCAUGGGAAAUAAUCUCCAUAGUAACAGCCAGAUUGCGAGCAAGGUGCUACCAUGUUUCAUUUUCUCCUCUUGCAGCUGAUUUGAGCGUGUCGCAAUGGACAUGUCAGUGCCUAUGAGAGAGUUUAUACUUUACAAAUUCACCGGGCAGCGAUCCAAACUUAUCAGGGAGUUGAGAGACUUCCAGAUGCAUCACGAGACAGUCAUGUGCACACUACCUAGAUUCCUCACCACCAGAGAGGAGGAGCUAUAAGAUGCAGAGAUUUGAAGUUAUUCGGGAGGUUAUUCACCGUCGUUUGGCUUGCACGGUAUUCUGUCAACUCUUUCUACGCUGCUAAUAAUGUUUGUUUAUUGUCUUAUUACUCCUUUGUUGAGUUGUGUUGAUUAUUAUUCUGAUUAUGAUGUGUUGCCGGGCUGAAAACCAUUGUAUUCUUUAACUUGCCCCCGUUAUUUUUUUUAAUCUUUUCUUUGACCUCGAGGGCGAUGUCACCCCUAAGUGUGGGGAGGUUUGGUUUUAGCUUGGACAUGACAUUUGGUGAUGAAGUUAUUCUGUCUGAAAACAUUUUGAGGUGCACGAGGUUCUUUUUUCUAGUUUAGCAACGCAACAGAGGUAACUUGUUAAUCUUUAUUUUCUUUUGUAAUCUUCCGUCUCCUCCAUCUUUCUUGGAAAGAAUUAGUAAUGGUGUAAUCAUCGGGGUGGUGUGUAUAUUAUUGGGAAUGUUGGCAUGUUAGAUGGUUUGAUUUGUGUUGAUUAAAUUCGGUUUUACUCGUGAUUCACUAGUUCGUCAUAAGUAAUUGCUUGACUGGCCAGGUGUUGAAAAUCCUUACUCCGUAAGGAGCUCUGCUUUCUAAGCAUAUCGGGAUAAAUUCAUGCUAAGCAAGCAACUGAUUCUUGUUAUGGGGUUACACUUCGUGUGUCGAGAAUUUCAUCUCCGAAAAGGGGCUCUACUCAUCUCGCGAAUCACUCUGUGUGAGAGUUGAGUAUGCAUAGAAUAAUCUAAUCUUUUGCGGGUCAUUUAUUAACUAAUUAACUCUAACUAAUUAUUUUGGGGAGCAUGGUUGAGUGAGAGAGAUUAUUUGACAUGAUUAAUUGAUAGAAUAAUCUGAGAUCAAAAUAUGAAACCGGAUUAUUUUGAGAUUAUUUGUGAAGUUAGAGUUAAUUAGUUAAUAAAUGACCCGCAAAAGAUUAGAUUAUUUCGGGAUGAUGGUUGAAGGUAAUUUAGAGGGGACAAGAUUAUUUCUAAAACAAUUAUGUGGCAAAUAUUAAAAGGUAAGAAUCACAAAAAAUCAGAUUAUGUUAGAAGCAUGAGUGUGGAUGCUCUAAGGCGUUGUUCUAUAUUUGAUUAAUAGUAAG
This is a messenger RNA of Cuscuta europaea, 8647 nucleotides long. The record is from the annotation of a GenBank genome assembly. Lineage: Eukaryota; Viridiplantae; Streptophyta; Magnoliopsida; Solanales; Convolvulaceae.